Triticum aestivum (bread wheat) is the source of this 2579-nucleotide messenger RNA. Its product is annotated as BTB/POZ and MATH domain-containing protein 1-like. Gene Ontology annotation, biological process: protein ubiquitination. Gene Ontology annotation, molecular function: protein binding. NCBI's taxonomy places the organism in Eukaryota, Viridiplantae, Streptophyta, Magnoliopsida, Poales, Poaceae. The record is from RefSeq and is a predicted model, not a curated record. Bases 43 to 2202 code for a protein of 719 amino acids. The transcript has a single exon.
CCUGGAUAGAUCGAUCUAUAGCAAACCCUGAAGCUGGCCGCCAUGGCUUCCACGCCGGAAAAGACGGCGUCGACGCAUAGAGCGUCGAUUUUCAGAGGCACACACAAGUUUCACAUCGUCGGCUACGGAGUGCCGAAGGCCAACAAACCUAUUAGGUCCGGCGAUUUCCUUGUCGGCGGCCACACCUGGGCCCUCGUCUGCGGCUUCGGUGACAACGGAGAUGAUCACCUCGCGUCCAUCACCCUCGAGCUUGUCAGCCUCCGCAAGGGCGAUGCCGUCGCCAUGGCCAGCCUCCGCAUGGACGACCCGCGCGGCCGGUGGCCGGCUGCCGUGUGGCGGAGCGACGAUCGCAACGUCUUCUCCAAGACCGGCAAGAGCUGGGAGCUGACGGUCCCAGAUUUGUUCUGUGGCCAUGAGGCGCACUACGUGGAGGACGACUGCCUCACCAUCUUCUGCACCGUCGACGUGGUCGAGGAGAAACCCGCUACCAGCACGGAGAACACGAACCGCUUCGUCGUCGCGGUGCCAUCAUCGCCGACCAUCUCCCAGGAUCUCGGAAAACUUAUGCUAAUGGACGCAUCCGGCGGCAUGCCGCCGGACGUGACGUUCGUGGUGGAGCAGACGGAGAUCAAGGCGCACAAGCCCGUGCUCGCCAUACGGUCGUCCGUCUUUGCCGCGGAGUUCAGGUGGCACGGUUCCACUUCCAGAGCGGGGUCGUGCCCCAUCAGGAUCGAUGACAUGGGCGUCUCCACCUUCAGGGCCAUGCUCCGCUUCAUCUACACCGACGAGCUGCCCAUCAAACCAAGCAAAAACGUGGCACGGCGCCCCUCCAAGGCGAGGCGCUGUGAAGCCAUGGCACGCGACCUGCUGGUGGCAGCCGACCGGUACGACCUGGACAGGCUGCGGCUCAUGUGUGAGAAGAUCCUCUCCGAGAACCUCAAUGUAUCGACCGUCAUGGCGACGCUGCUGCUGGUGCGUGGCCGGCAGAGCUGCCAGCAGCUCGAGAAUUCCUGCAUCGAAUACAUUGCGUCGAAUCCAGACGUAUACGCUGCCGUGAGGGCCACUGACGACUUUGAGCAGCUCCAUGAAACCUGCAGCUCUUUGAUAGUCGAGAUCGUAGACAGAGUUGCCAUUGCCAUGCACAGUCUUGACCGCAACCCCUUCCACUCCGUCAACAUUAAGGGCCAACCACUUCCAUCAGAGAGGAGCUCGUCGACGUUCGACUCGUCAGAGGAGGUGCCCGGCUGGCACGAUUUCAAGAUCCCCGACUUUAACGCCGUGCAGAGGAGCCAUGGCGUUGGCCAGGGGAUCAAUUCCGGCAGUUUCAAGGUCGGCGGCCAUGACUGGAUGUUACACGUGUACCCAUCGGGCAAAUCCGAUAACGUUGGUGGGCAGUACAUCUCCAUCUUCCUCUCACUCAUAUCUCAUCUUCCUAGAGGAACCGGUGUCAAGGCGUCCAGGUGCUUCAAGAUCCAAGACCCGAGCGGGAUGUGGCCGCUCACCGUGAAGAGCGGCCCUGUUACCCUCUUUGCAAGGAACGCUAUGUCAAGCGGUUGUAGCAAGUGUAUCCGCAUACAAGAUGCAAAAUCAAAGUACAUGGCGAAUGAUGGCUCCUUAACCAUACGCUGUGAAGUCAACGUCGUUAAGGAACCCUACACUAGUAGGACUAGCACUACUGGCAGCAGAGUCAUGGUCACCGUGCCGCCCUCCAAAGUCUCCACGCAACUUGAGCAGCUACUGACCAGCGAGAAUGGCUCGGACGUCAGCUUCCUAGUUGAGGAGAGCAAGAUCCGUGCCCACAGGCUCGUAAUCGCCGCGCGUUCGCCAGCCUUAUACGAGGCAGUGAUGGCCAACAAGGAGGAUGACCAUGCCACCGCUAUGGUACGGGUCGAUGAUAUGAAGGUUGCUGUGUUCAAGGCCGUGCUCCAUUUUAUCUACACUAACGGGCUCCUUCCUGGAGAUGACACUAGGUUGCUCGCCGGGGAGAUGCUCUCGGCGGCGUGCCGGUUUGGGCUAAGGCGAAUGAAGGCCAUGUGUGAGAACUUGUUGUGCGACUCGUUGUCAAAAGAGAACCUGUUGGCCACUGCGAAGUUGGCGCGCCGUCACCAUUGCAAGGAGCUUGAACAUUACUGCCUCGAGUCUGUCUUGACCCCGGACGUGGCCAAGGAACUGGUGAAAACUUUCAUCGGCUUGGAGGACUAGCUAGUAUCUAGUACCAGUUAAAAGCUUGUUUUGUUUGCCCACAAGUUAGUACACGCAUGCAUCGAUCCCAACCCAACAGCCUGUAGUAUAAUCCAAUAGAUGCUUGUUUUUUUAAAACUUUCGAAUGAUGCUUAUGCUAACUUGCUAAGCACCGGCAGCUGGUCUUUUUUUAAGGAAAACAUGAUCGCUUUAUUGUAUAACUAGACCAUUGAUGGCGCGCAUUGUUGCGUGCAGGCUCAAACUCGCGUCCUCAUUAUUUCGAGGAUACAACACAAACCACUACGCCACCUGCUCGUUCGUGCUCUUGUACUUCCGUUCUUCUAUUUCUAUGUAUAGGAAAUGCAUUCUGUGUUUUUUACGAUUUAUUCUUUCCUUUU